Molecule: messenger RNA, 1026 nt
Organism: Plutella xylostella (diamondback moth)
Lineage: Eukaryota; Metazoa; Arthropoda; Insecta; Lepidoptera; Plutellidae
Source: RefSeq, a predicted model, not a curated record
CUGUACAAAAAAUAAAAUGGUAGCAAAAUAUUUAUUACUACUACUAUACUUAUCCAUUGUAGCUAUUGAAGCCAAAAUAAAUAUAGAAAUUAAAGCUGGCAGAAUUAACGAAACAAAAAUCACUUACUCGGGACAUGAAAUUGAAAAUGUUAAUGAAGCGGACAUGGAAUUAUUUAAAAUCGAUCGUGACUUCCUCAUGAUAGCCACCAAAUUAUAUCUCGGUAGAAGACCAUCAUCGUUGUUCCUAAAUGGUCCCACUCCGUGGAACGAUCUCUAUGAAACAUACGGCUGGGAACCAGUGAAAAAAGUGCUUACUAUCGAAUCAGCUAGAGUGAAAAGCAUAACCAAAAAACCUAUACAAGUGUUAACCCAUGAAUUCAGCAACGAUUUCAACAAUACCAUCAAAGUAAAUACCGGAAUCAGCCAAUCGCUCACUAACACUCUCACAACGUCUUGGUCUAAAACCAAAGAAAUCGGUGUCACUCAAGGAAUAGAUUAUGCAAUCAAUGUGAUAUUCCUUAAAGCAUCUGGCAACACUGAAUUCUCAUUCACAAACACUUGGGGUAAAAGUGAGGAAGUGUCACAAUCGAUGACUGUUGGAGCUACAACUAAUGUUGAAACAGAAUUAGCUCCAAAUACGAAAGCAAAAGCUAUACUUACUGCUAGCAAGGGCACUCUGAUCGUGGAAGUUGUUUAUUUAGCAAAGUUGAGAGGGAAUGUUGCGGUGAAUUAUCAAAGGAAGUUUAAAGGGCAUCAUUUCUACGGACCGAAUAUAGAUACGCUGAUGAAUAAAGGCGGUGUGAAGAACAGUGUGCGAGUGACUGAGACCAUAACAUUGGAUUACUAUACUGAUGCGUCCUUAACCGUCCAGAAUUAGAUUAAUAUAAAUCAAACAUAAACAUAAUUCUUAUGUUAAUAUAUAAUAAAAGAACUGUAGAUAAUAAUAAAAUUAGUGUAAAUAUUAAUAGAGGUAUAAACUCUCUACAGAUGAUCAUGUGUAUAACCUUAUUUGUGAGUGGAUGAGUC